Molecule: messenger RNA, 228 nt
Organism: Histoplasma mississippiense
Lineage: Eukaryota; Fungi; Ascomycota; Eurotiomycetes; Onygenales; Ajellomycetaceae
Exons: 2
Coding region: 1-228 (75 amino acids)
Source: RefSeq, a predicted model, not a curated record
AUGACCAGACAGAUGUCUCUCGGAGGUGGCCCUCAUGACGCGCGGCUUCGAAACUGGUGUAACGCUUCAGCGAAGCCCAAGAGAGCUUCCACCCCGCUUGGUCACUCCCGGUUUUCGCCUCUUUUCGUUCUUUCUCCAAUUGAGUGUGGAUUCCUUUUGGAGCAGACAUUUAACUUGCCUUACGAUCCAAUUCAAACUGCAUGCAGAGGGAAAUCAUCUGAACACUGA